GUGGCCGUUUCCUGCUGGCCUGGCGGCGGCUGCACGGGGCGGGCGGGAGGAUGCGGCGCAGGUCUCGGCUGCUGCUCUGCUUCGCCUUCCUCUGGGUGCUGGGCAUCGCCUACUACAUGUACUCGGGGGGCAGCGCCGCGCUGGCCGGGGGCGGCAGGAAGGAGGACCCAAAUGACAUUGAUGCACUAAAAAAGAAAGACCCUCGCAGUAACAAUGGGGAAGACAAAGUACAAAGUGUGGAGACCCUACCUCCAGGAAAAGUUCGAUGGCAAGAUUUUGAUCAAGACAGUUAUGUUGGUGUUACUAUGGUCCGAUCUGGUCAGGACCCAUACGCUCGUAAUAAGUUCAAUCAAGUAGAAAGUGACAAACUGCAAAUGGACAGAAACAUACCUGAUACCAGGCAUGAUCAGUGUCAACGGAAACAAUGGCGGAUAGACCUGCCAGCCACUAGUGUAGUGAUCACCUUCCACAACGAGGCCAGAUCUGCUUUACUUCGAACUGUUGUCAGUGUGCUUAAAAAAAGCCCAUCACAUCUUAUCAAAGAAAUCAUACUGGUGGAUGACUACAGCAAUGAUCCUGAGGAUGGUGCUCUGUUGGGGAAAAUUGAGAAAGUGCGGGUUCUUCGAAAUGAUCGUCGAGAAGGCUUGAUGCGCUCCCGUGUCAGAGGGGCAGAUGCAGCGCAGGCUAAAGUACUGACAUUCCUGGACAGUCACUGUGAAUGCAAUGAGCACUGGCUGGAACCUCUUCUGGAGAGAGUUGCUGAGGACAAGACCAGAGUUGUGUCUCCUAUAAUUGAUGUAAUUAAUAUGGACAACUUCCAGUACGUGGGGGCGUCAGCUGAUUUAAAAGGCGGCUUUGAUUGGAACUUGGUGUUCAAAUGGGAUUACAUGACACCAGAGCAAAGAAGAGCAAGACAAGGAAACCCAGUUGCUCCCAUAAAAACACCAAUGAUAGCUGGCGGGUUGUUUGUGAUGGACAAAUUCUAUUUCGAAGAGUUAGGAAAGUACGAUAUGAUGAUGGAUGUGUGGGGUGGAGAAAACUUAGAGAUUUCAUUCAGAGUGUGGCAGUGUGGAGGGAGCCUUGAAAUUAUCCCAUGCAGCAGAGUGGGUCAUGUAUUCCGCAAGCAACAUCCUUACACCUUCCCUGGUGGGAGUGGUACUGUGUUUGCAAGAAAUACGCGUAGGGCAGCAGAAGUGUGGAUGGAUGAGUACAAAAAUUUCUAUUACGCAGCAGUGCCUUCAGCCAGAAACGUACCUUAUGGCAAUAUUCAAAGCCGAAUGGAACUGAGAAAGAGACUUAGCUGCAAACCUUUCAAGUGGUAUCUUGAAAACGUCUAUCCUGAGUUAAGGGUACCUGAUCAUCAAGAUAUAGCUUUUGGGGCUUUGCAGCAGGGUACCAAUUGCCUCGACACUUUGGGCCAUUUUGCAGAUGGUGUUGUUGGAGUUUAUGAAUGUCAUAAUGCUGGGGGAAACCAGGAAUGGGCCUUAACUAAGGACAAGUCAGUGAAACAUAUGGAUUUGUGCCUUACUGUUGUGGAUCGAGCACCUAGUUCACUAAUAAAACUCCAGGGCUGCAGAGAAAAUGACAGUAGACAGAAAUGGGAGCAAAUUGAGAGCAACUCUAAACUGAGACAUGUUGGCAGUAAUCUGUGUCUAGACAGCCGAAAUGCCAAAAAUGGCGGUCUUACUGUUGAGGUCUGCAAUCCUUCUCUGUCGCAACAGUGGAAAUUCACACUUAAUCUACAGCAGUAGAAGGGCUUACACACAACGCCAUCUUGUUUCCUAGACAUUGGGCAAAGUUUUGAUUGCAUUACUGAUAUAUUUCUUAAACUUUCCACGGAACUUAUAUACCUCAGUAUUCCAUCUUCGUCUGAAAGUAGGAGAGAACAAAGCUGAACACAAGGGAACCAAGGGGACGUGGAACACUGCAAUUAUCUCACUGAACGUAUGCAGCAAAGUUCCCUUCUGGUGUAAAGACUUCUCAGUUCCUGUCUGACUUCAGUUUAGUACUUGCACAGCAGAUGAUUAACAUCCCUAGAAACAACUGAUGUACAGUAGAAAAUGGAUCUUAACACGCAGAAGGAGG
Malaclemys terrapin pileata is the source of this 2085-nucleotide messenger RNA. RefSeq names its product polypeptide N-acetylgalactosaminyltransferase 2 (gene GALNT2). Gene Ontology annotation, cellular component: Golgi apparatus. Lineage: Eukaryota; Metazoa; Chordata; Testudines; Emydidae. Bases 51 to 1751 code for a protein of 566 amino acids. The record is from RefSeq and is a predicted model, not a curated record. The transcript has 16 exons.